CCAAACCUAUUCGCAGUGAUACAAGAAGAACCCAAAUGGACCAAGUCAAAUACACGGGAGAGCUGGUGCACACCGAGGAUAUGGGAUCAAGAGGUUUGAGCAAGGAAACGGUGAAAAAACUGAUCCACCACUCUCAUGAGGCAAAGAAGCAAGCAUACUGCCCUUACAGCAAAUUCAGGGUUGGAGCUGCUCUCUUGACCGUUGACAACUGCUUGUUCACAGGAUGCAACGUGGAGAAUGCGUGUUACAACCUGGGAGUAUGUGCUGAGAGGAAUGCCAUUUCAAAAGCUGUGUCUGAAGGUUACACUGCAUUCAAGGCCAUGGCAAUUGCCAGUGACUUGAGUGACCAAUUCAUCUCUCCAUGCGGUGGCUGCAGGCAGUUCAUGAGAGAGUUUGGGUCCAGCUGGGAUGUUUACCUGUCUAAGCCGGAUGGGACGUACACGAAGAUGAGCGUCAACCAGCUCCUGCCAGUCUCAUUUGGUCCUGAAGACCUGGACAUGAAAAAAGCACUGGACAUACCCAAUGAGCACUGAACCAGCAAUUAACUGGAACUUAAACUGCACUUACCGUAACUGUUGGCACGUUGAAAUUCUGUCGUGUAGACUCGUCAAUACUACAAGUGCUGAAUAUGUCCUUGUAUUUAUUACUGUAAUAUUGUAUUUAUGGUAAAGGUAUUUUCCUUUGUUAAUAAUAUACAUUGUUUUACGGCUGACGAUACUGGAUAAUUCAAUGUGCUAAUUAGUAUUGUAUUAGUAAAAACACUGAAUCACAUAUAAAAAAAAACAUGU
Molecule: messenger RNA, 788 nt
Organism: Syngnathus typhle (broad-nosed pipefish)
Lineage: Eukaryota; Metazoa; Chordata; Actinopteri; Syngnathiformes; Syngnathidae
Gene: cdab
Product: cytidine deaminase b
Exons: 4
Coding region: 36-533 (165 amino acids)
Cellular component (GO): cytosol
Molecular function (GO): cytidine deaminase activity; zinc ion binding
Source: RefSeq, a predicted model, not a curated record